Messenger RNA from Trichoplax adhaerens, 2799 nucleotides. RefSeq lists its product as uncharacterized. Gene Ontology annotation, molecular function: ligand-gated calcium channel activity. Gene Ontology annotation, biological process: calcium ion transmembrane transport. The transcript is spliced from 18 exons. Bases 1 to 2799 code for a protein of 932 amino acids. The record is from RefSeq and is a predicted model, not a curated record. Lineage: Eukaryota; Metazoa; Placozoa; Uniplacotomia; Trichoplacea; Trichoplacidae.
AUGAGUUUGGAUAUGGGAACUUCUACAGUACCGAAACAGGCCAUGUUUUCUAUUAUAGGUGCAUCCAAAGAGCAUAACUGUGCUCGGCAGUAUUUUGCAUUAUCGAAGACCCUCUUCAACUUAAGGUCCAAGAUGCAAUGUUAUCUUGUAACAUCAUGUAGAGCAUCAUCUGUUAUUCGAAUUGCCUGCGAAGGACUUUAUAAGAAUAGAGCAAGUGACUAUUCAAACCGUAAAAGUGCUGUCAUCGUCGGGAUGAGUCAAAAUAAUCCUCAAUUAUGGAGUCGGUUUUCUACUUUAGUUGAGGAUAGCGAUCACACAGGAGCUUCCAUUUAUGAUAUUCCUAUGACUGAAGACACCAAUACAUUAUCACCCUACCAUGAUUAUUACUAUUUGUUGGAUGGAAAUAAAACUAGUGAUGUUUAUAGCCUCCGAUUACGAUUAGAGAGACAGAUUUGUACAUCUAGCGCUUCAAUGAGUGAUAUUUUGAGAAUGUACUUUUUGGUAGGAGGCGAUUUCGAUGAUUUGGAAUACGUCGAUUGUGUCAUUAACGCUGGCUAUCCAGUCAUGAUUAUUGCUGGCACAAGGGGUGCAGCAGAUAUUUUAACGAAUCUUUUGGAAGGAAGAUCCGAUCUUAAAUUAAGUCAAAUCAUAUACAAUAUUGGCAGCAAACGUAACCAUGUUUAUAUUCAUGAAAGUAGACAUGGCGAGGCUUUUAAUGACAAAAUUUUCGAAUUUGUUAAAUCAGUGAACAGUAAGACGCUAAAUGAUGAGUAUAGAGUAAGAUUAUUUUGGAGCAAUGUUGAUGAUGAAAAGCUAACUCAGGAUUUAAUUUUUACAAUUGAGAAUUAUCAGAAAGAAAAUAUCUCUGUCGAAUAUUUACUUAAAUGCGGAUUUUUGAAAGGCUCAGGACAAGUCACAUUGCUUCUUGCCAAUAGUAAUUUCAUGAGCUACGCGGAUAUUUUUAACAGAGCUCUAGAGUGGGAAGCAAUGAAACCAACGCAGGAAAUAUUAUCCGCUUUGGAUUGGAUAUUUGAAAAAGGUGAAGAUGAACUUUCCCAAAGUUUAACUGUAAAUGCGUUGGAUAAUAUGUACAGGUUCUCGAGAUCGAAAAAUAAGGCUAUGCAGGUAGGAAGUUUAACUGAAGCUGGCCAAAUGGUUGAAAAGACUAUGGGGUACGGCUAUGCAAAUCCAUACGACGAAAUAGAAUCUAAAGCCAAUGUAAUGAGUGACAUGGACGACGUACAUGUGCAGGAGCCAUUCCGAGAUUUGUUCAUAUGGGCCUUAUUUUCUUUACGACUUCGGAUAGCAUUACUGAUAUGGAAAAGACUUAGGCAUCCUACGUCCGCAGCGCUAGUUGCAUACAAAAUUUUAAGCAAUCAAGCAGAUGAAACAUAUAAUCAAGAAGAAAAAGAAAUGUAUCAGUCUUAUGCAAAUAAAUUUAUGGAUCUUGCCUGUGAAAUUGCUAAUAAGGUACAUUAUCGCGAUCGCCGUAAAUGUCGCUUCAUGAUGCUGCAAGAGGUUGUGGAAUGGGGCAAAGUAUCUACGUUUUCUAUCAUUGCCUUGCAUAAUAUGCCAGAAAUCAUACAAAGUGACGGUUAUAUUAAUGCCCUUGAGGCAGCCUGGGGUCGCAAUAUCGACAUUGAUAUACCAAAUUCGGUGCUUCUAACAAGUUGUAUGCUGCCAAUACCUCUUGCCUCCUGGUAUAUCUUCAAUGACCAAAAUCGAUAUUGGAAAAUAGCUAGGGGUCCUUAUCAGUCAGUUGACCGUAGGCUGCUAUCUAGACUCUACGAGCUUUAUGAUACACCUUUGGUUAAAUUUCGCUUAACCUUCUUGGUUUAUGUGGGCUUCACGGUUACCUACGCGGUAUUCCUCAUUAGAUACUUUUAUGAUCGGCUAUCUCCAUUUGAAAUAGUUAUCGCUGCUUGGUUAAUAGGGAGUUACAUUGAGGACAUUCUAAUGCUAUGGGAUCUAUUCUCUUUCUUUACCAUCCUCUUUGUUUUCUUGAUAUCAUACGGUAUAGCAUCUCAUGCUAUCUUGUAUCCUAAUGGAAGUAAACCAACACAAGCACUGUCAGAUAUACUUCUCAAGCCAUUUUAUGCCCUCUUUGGUGAAUUAUCCGUUGAUGAAACACUAAAGUACGUAAAAUGUCCAUCGGAUGCGCCAGUAAAUUUUAAUUUAUCCGCUAAUCCGCUUUCCAGCGUUUAUGGAAACGGAACGAGCUCUACUUCGUAUACUUUUUACAACUGUAUGGCGGUGGAAAUUACUGUUAACAUUCUCCUGGCUUUCUAUUUGGUCAUUGCUGUUAUUCUUCUUCUUAAUCUAUUAAUUGCUAUUAUGAACAAGAGCUAUGACAAACUAGAAGAAGAAGCCAAAUUAUUAUGGGCUAGCCAAAUGACCGGUUUAGUUCUUGAGUAUACUUAUCGUAGCCCGAUUGUCUCUCCAUUCAGUAUUCUCCUCCUGCCAAUGGCUCUAGUUUACGCGACCAUAACUGGAAAGUGUAUCGAUGUCCGUAUUGGAGGCAAGCGAAAUAAUUUUUCCGCACCACUUAAAUCAACUAGAGAUAUGACAAGUAUAGAACAUUGCCUAGGUUCCAUUGAAAAAGAAAUUCAGAGUGAUAUUAUAGGAGACUCAUUAGAUUUUAUUGAAUUGACCAAAGCUGACAGGGAUGAUCGCCAAGAUGAAGAAAUUAGGCAGUUAAAGGAAGAACUUAGUAAUAUCCGUACAAGCCUGAGCGAUAUUAAGGAAUUACUUCAGUCUCAAUCAAGCCUUCCUAUAAAUUCUGAACAAGAAAAAUUUUAA